Messenger RNA from Brugia pahangi, 1545 nucleotides. The record is from the annotation of a GenBank genome assembly. Lineage: Eukaryota; Metazoa; Nematoda; Chromadorea; Rhabditida; Onchocercidae.
AUGACGGAGUCAAGACAAACCCAAUACAAAAACAUGGGCAAAGACAGUGAAGCUCUGAGGAAGAGUCGUGUGGAAAAUAUUAUUUCUAUUCGGAAAGAUAAACGUGAAGAAACGUUGUCGAAGCGUCGCAACAUACCUGUUGAGUCACUAGAUUCGGAUGAUGCUUCAACGAGUGCAGGUGGUGUAGUUAUCAAUGGAACAUACAAUCGUAAUACUCUGGAAGAUAUUGUCAAGAAAGCGAGUAGUCAAGAUCAGGAGGUGCAGCUUUCAGCUGUGCAACAAGCACGAAAAUUACUCUCAUCUGACCGUAAUCCGCCAAUUGAUGAUCUGAUUGCAUCCGGUAUUUUGCCGAUAUUAGUGCAGUGUUUAAGUUCCAACAACGUAACUCUGCAAUUUGAAGCAGCAUGGGCACUAACAAAUAUUGCAUCUGGGACUUCGCAGCAAACGCAAUCUGUUGUUCAAGCUGGUGCUGUGCCAUUAUUCUUGGAACUUUUGUCUUCGGGCAAUAUGAACGUCUGUGAACAAGCUGUUUGGGCUCUUGGAAAUAUUAUUGGUGAUGGGCCACAUUUUCGCGAUUAUUGUAUCCAGCUUGGAAUUGUUGAGCCACUGCUGAAGUUUAUUACACCCGGUAUCCCAAUUGGAUUCCUUCGUAAUGUUACUUGGGUUAUUGUCAAUUUAUGUCGUUCCAAGGAUCCGCCACCGUCACCAGAAAUUGUUCAAACACUUUUGCCUGCGUUAGCUGCCCUGAUUAGUCACACGGAUCAAAAUAUUUUGGUGGAUACAGUGUGGGCGUUGUCUUAUCUCACAGACGGUGGAAAUGAGCAAAUCCAAAUGGUCAUUAACAGUGGUGUCGUGGGUAAUUUAAUUCCACUUCUUUCACAUCCUGAAGUUAAAGUCCAAACUGCAGCACUUCGUGCUGUGGGAAACAUCGUUACUGGGACGGAUGAACAGACACAACUUGUUUUGGACUGUGGCGUUUUGCAGCAAAUGCCUGCGUUACUUUCUCAUCAGAAAGAGAAAAUAAACAAGGAAGCUGUUUGGUUCCUGUCCAAUAUAACAGCUGGGAACCAAGCUCAAGUGCAGGCUGUGAUUGAUGCUGGAUUAAUGCCAAUGAUUAUUCAUUUACUGGAGAAGGGAGAUUUUCAGACACAAAAGGAAGCAGCCUGGGCAGUUUCAAAUGUAACAAUCAGUGGACGUGCGGAACAAGUGGAAUAUAUGGUUUCACAAGGUGUUAUACCACCGUUUUGUGCCCUACUUUCUAUACGUGAUUCACAAAUUGUGCAGGUUGUCCUGGAUGGCCUCAACAAUAUUCUGAAGAUGGCUGGACCUCGCUCCGAAGCAAUAUGUACGAUGAUUGAAGAAUGCGGAGGUCUAGAUAAAAUCGAACACUUGCAAAACCAUGAAAGUGAAGAAAUCUACAAACUGGCUUAUGAAAUUAUCGACAAUUACUUUUCGGAAACUGACGAUGAUGGAAUAGCGACUGGUGAUCAUUUCUUUGAAUCAACUCAGCAGAAUGUUCCGUCGGAGGGAUUCUCGUUCCAGUAA